UCUUCAGAAGCUUGAAAGUUGGAAAAUUUAUAGAAAAAUGAAAAGGUGAAAAUUCUCUCUUUUCAUCGAUCGCCUAAACCAACUGAAAACGUUGUCGAUCGCAGGAGAGAGGGAAUCAGGAAAUAUGGGGAAGAAAAGGAAGUCGAUAGCUACGAGCCUUGAUGAGGUGGAUCGGACUAUAUACGCCUCGUUUUCCAGCGGCGCUAAUUCCUUGUCUCAGCUUUAUACUCAGGCCAUGAAUCAACAAAAACUCUCCUUCCAAGCCGGCAAACGCCAUGGCCUUGAAAAAAUUUAUCAGUGGAUCUGGAGACAACAAGAGGGAGGAUCAAGAGUAACAACACUGGAUAUCGUCAGUUACCUUCAGCUCUCAUAUUUUGCAUCAGAAAGAGUGAAAGGCUUUCUAGACUAUGGUGAAGAGCCAUCAAUGUCACCUAGAGCACCAAUCCAACAGCUGCAUCCCCAACCUACGAUGCAGUUCAUGAAUACAAGUUUCAUGGUGUCUUCAGGUUCAUCUGGUCAAAUUGCUGGGCAGGGAAUUCGCCCUGACCAGUGUGAUCAGCAGUCCAAGAAUUUAGUUUUCUCAAAUGCUUUAUCAAGUCCCGUCCGUCGGAGUCUCCAGCAUUACCAUAUUGCUCAAGAAGGUUACUGUCCCAACAGUGGUGUUCCUUCAGGAAAUGGAGCCAGGAAUAAUGAAACUAGCUUUCUCCAGAACCAAACUAGAGAUUCUAAUCCUCUCAGCUCCAGUGACACCUUGAUGGACAUGCAUUCCGAUAUUCCAUCUCAUGAAUCUACUUACUGAUAAUGCAAGGUAACUCUUUUUGAACCCCAACAAUUAAAAGGUCCAGAACGGCUGUUGGUGCAUCACCGUAUUGUUUGUCGCUGCUGCUGAGGUAAAGAAAGCUCUAACAUAAAGAUGGCAUUACACUAAA
Molecule: messenger RNA, 929 nt
Organism: Hibiscus syriacus
Lineage: Eukaryota; Viridiplantae; Streptophyta; Magnoliopsida; Malvales; Malvaceae
Exons: 4
Coding region: 125-799 (224 amino acids)
Source: RefSeq, a predicted model, not a curated record